Messenger RNA from Lagopus muta (rock ptarmigan), 4730 nucleotides. RefSeq names its product ataxin 7 like 1 (gene ATXN7L1). Lineage: Eukaryota; Metazoa; Chordata; Aves; Galliformes; Phasianidae. The record is from RefSeq and is a predicted model, not a curated record. The transcript has 12 exons. Bases 161 to 2767 code for a protein of 868 amino acids.
GAUAGGGAGCAGGGGCUGACACUACCCCCGUGUGGGCGGCGGAACGUCCCGAGGAUGACGUGCGGCGUUCUCGAAUCCCGUGUCUCGCUCGCUCGCUCGCCGCCGCCGCCGCCGAAGGAAACGGGAAAAGCAACAAGGAGGCAGGAGCAGGCGCGGCGCCAUGGCGGCCCUGGAGCGGCCCGUGCCCAGUCCCGAGGCGUUCCUGGGCCAGCCCUGGGCCGCCUGGGUGCGGGAGGCCGCCCCCCCGCACGCGCACGGCGCCGCCCCCCCGCACAGUGCAGAUCUGGAAGAGACUGGAAAGGAGGGUGCGAAAAGCAGGGAGGUGAUGAGGCUCAAUAAAGAAGAUAUGCACUUAUUUGGCCAUUAUCCAGCUCAUGAUGAUUUCUAUCUUGUAGUGUGCAAUAUCUGCAAUCAGGUAGUCAAGCCACAGGUUUUCCAGUCGCACUGCGAACGAAGACACGGUUCAAUGUGCAAACCUUCCCCUUCUCCAGCUUCUCCAGCUUGCAAUUCCAGGACAUCCCUAGUGCAGAUGAAACCGAAAUCCUGUAUCAGCGGCCAUAACCCUGUCAGCAGCAACUCAAAGCCAUUCAAAACGCCCAAAGACAAUCUACUUACCUCCAGUAGCAAACAGCACACAGUCUUUCCUUCAAAAGUUUCGAGGGAUAAACCAUGUGUUCCUGUUCCAGUAGUCAGUCUAGAGAAAAUUCCUAAUCUAGUGAAGGCAGAUGGUGCCAAUGUUAAAAUGAAUUCUGCAACCACUACCACCAUCACCUCCUCCUCAGCCUCGUCAUCCACCAUACCUGCUCCAACCUUGGUUAAAUCUGGUUUGACAACCAAGUCAGUGCCGCCGUCGCCAGAAAAGAUUCUGAACGGCAAAGGAAUUAUAGCUCCAUCAAUAGACAAGAAACACCAAAAUGGCACUAAAAGCAGUAACAAGCCUUACAAAAGACUUUCAGAAAGAGAAUUUGACCCAAAUAAACACUGUGGAGUACUGGAUCCUGAAACAAAGAAACCUUGCACAAGAUCGCUCACCUGCAAGACUCAUUCACUUAAUCAUCGACGAGCAGUUCCAGGCCGUAAAAAACAGUUUGACAUCCUUCUAGCUGAACACAAAGCUCGAUCCAGGGAAAAAGAAGUCGCAAAAGACAAAGAGCAUCCACCAUCGGCAAGGGAAAGCUAUCAGAGCCAGCCCACACCAGCACAAGACUCUCUGUCAGGAUCUUCAGUGAACUCUGGACAAGAAUCUAAAGUAACAUCUCCUGCAAAAUCUAGACCACCAAAUUCUGUACUUCCAAGACCAUCAUCUGCCAAUAGCAUAAACAGCAACAGUUCUUCAAACCACAGUGGGUAUGUACCAGAACUGCCACUGCCUUCCAUGGGAGGAGAUUUAACUAGUAGAUUGUCCAGUGAUGAAGGAGAAGUGGAUGGAGCUGAAGAAUCUGAGAAAUUAGACUGUCAUUUUUCUGGACACCAUCCCAGACCUCUUGGGUUCUGUUCGUAUGGUAGUCGCUUAAUGGGAAGAGGGUACUAUGUCUUUGACAGAAGAUGGGACCAUUUUCGAUUCGCACUAAACUCCAUGGUAGAAAAACACUUGAAUUCACAGAUGUGGAAGAAAAUCCCUCCUGCGGCAGACAGCCCAAUGCCUUCUCCAGCAGCACACGUCUCCACUCCCUUUCCAGCGUCCGUCUUACAACCUUUCAGCAACCCCAGUGCAGUAUAUAUUCCGUCAACACCUAUCAGCUCAAGAAUCACUUCUUCUUACAUAAUGACAUCAGCCAUGUUAUCAAAUGCAGCCUUUGUGACGACAUCGGAUACAAAUUCCAUUAUGUCACACACUACAGCUUUUCCUCAUGUGGCUGCAAGCCUAAGCAUCAUGGACUCGACCUUCAAGGCGCCAUCAGCUGUGUCACCAGUGCCAGCAGUCAUCCCUUCCCCAUCCCACAAGCCAUCCAAAACAAAAACCAGCAAAUCCUCAAAAGUAAAAGACUUGUCAUCUCGUAGCGACGAGUCUUCAAGUAACAAAAAGAAAAAGCCGCAGUCAUCAUCAUCCUCGUUAUCUUUGCAGACAUCUUCCUCGUCUUCAUUUUCAGGGUCCCACAAAAAGAACUGUGUCCUGAACACCAGUUCGACUUUGAACUCCUAUCAGGCCACAUCUUCCUACAACAGUAUGUCUGUGCACAAUACAAACAAUGGAACAAGCCCACUCAGUGCCAAAUUGGAGCCCUCAGGACGGACUUCAUUAUCAAGUAGUUCAACAGACUCAGUGAAACACAUGAGCAUGGUAGUAAGCAGUAUUGACUCUUCUAAUCUGUCUGUACCUUCUCUUGUGCACCAUUCAGGGGACCACUCCCUGGGAGCACACAAUGCAGUGUCUUCUCUACCCCUUUCUUUCGACAAAUCAGAAGGAAAAAAACGUAAAAACUCUAGUUCUAGUAGCAAAGCCUGUAAAAUCACUAAAAUGCCUGGUAUGAAUAGUGUUCAUAGAAAGAGCACUGCCAACCUUAUUUCUGCGGUGCCAGACCCAACAAGCAGCUCCAUCUCUCGGCAGAUUGGAAAAAAUAGCAGUGUAGCUUUGUCACAAUCCAGUCCUUCGAGUACAUCAAACCCAGUACACAACAGACAACAUUUAGUGAUUUCAGUGGGAACUCUGAGUGUUCGGCAUCUUCCGGGAUCGAUCGAAGCGCAGAGGAUUUCUGCACCAAACUGUAAUGGAUGUUAUCAAAGGUUCGACACACGAAAUCCCCUGGGAGGAAUUCUAGACCCUUAAGAUAACAGAACUUGAUAACCUCAGUAAACAGCUUGAGUGUGCGAGGACAGGCGUUGAGCAGAUUGGCUUGCGUUCAUAGAAUUGCACUGACAGUGUUUCUUAUAGGAUUACUGAAUAAUUUUUUAAUAAAAUACAGAUUUUAUAAUCAGGAAGCCAAUGCUAGGUACUGGAACAAUAGUACGGAGGAGUUGAUUUUUAUUUCUACAGUGUUAAAAGUGCACUUAUAUGCUGGUUUAUUUACAUCUUGGGGAAAGGCGAGAGACUGCAAAUAGGGAGAUUAUUACUACUUUCUUUUUUAAAAAAAGAAGGCUUAAGGUAAAUUUUAAGACUAAAAAUGUUUAAGCAAUUAUAAGCAAGGCUAGACCCUUUGAAAAAAAAAGUUUAGAAAUAUUCUUAAAAUAAAUUUUUAUAGUGUUAAUUUUGUAAUAAUUUAUGUUUUGCUAUACUUCAGAGCUAACUGACCGUAUAGUUUCAGAAACAGUAUGAAACUUAGGAAAGUUGAAGCAAUGUUUAUAUUUUUAAAAUGUUCUUUGAAUUAUGUUUUUAUUGUACAUUUCUUCAGACUGAAAAAUGUGUACAUAUCUUUGUUAUUUUUGCACAAUUUUUGUCUCGUUCAGUUUUAGGAGCAGUACUAUGUUGAUUUUUUUUCUUUUAAUUUAUUUUGAGUUAUAAAACCGCAGGAGUUUAUCAGUCUCAGUAACAAAUCAUCCUCUGUUAUCAACGAGCGGCUGUUUCUGGUUGUUGAGGGAAGAGAGCGGUGCUGAGGUGCAGAGGUGGCUUCUGAGGAGCAGCGCUCAGCAGGGGCGGAGGAGCGCCGUGCUGGUGCUCGGAAGCUUCAGCUCUUUCCACGCCUCUUGGGAUUGGAAAGCUGCAAUAUGGAGCCUGUCCUCUGAAUGCUGCUGACUUGUUCCGUUUCAUGCGGCUCACACCUGGCAACGCUGGGGGAAGUGAAGCACCAAGUAAAAUCCCACAGUCUUUCAUCGUCAAGUAAUCAUUAUUUAAUUACGAGUAUUGAAAAUUUCAGCCUGAGAAGUGAAAUGGAAGUAAACAUUUGAAUAAAGUGGAUAUAAACUGGACCAGCCUAUAAUGCAUUAUUAGUGUAGCAUUCACUCGGUAGUUCUUUUUGUUACCCUUUGCCUGAAAAUCUCGUGGUUUGUUUCCAGCAAUAGAGGCUCAGAAGCUUUGGUUGUUGACAUACGCAAUGCAUAGGCCCGUCAGCCAUAAAAAGCGACUUGGAUAACUUGUAUGCCUUCUUUUGUAUCGAUGUAACAAUUGUAAAUAGUGCUGAUCGACCUUUGUAGAGAAUAGUUUAUACAGCAUAUUCUAUUAUUGCUGAUUCUCAGUGAACUAUUGUUUUAAAAAAAAGAAGAAAAAAAGAAAUUUUUCUAUUUACACCUUAUAUUUUGUUAUGCUGUCGACCCAUGGCACUUUAACAAAACUCUGUGGGUUUUGCAUAGCUGGUCAGUCAUGGGGUAUAUUAAAUAACUGUUGUUGCACAGAAAUGAAUUUGCACCUGCUAUAUUGUGCUUUCCUACUACAGAUUUUAGAACCUUUUCCAGAAGACUUUUGAAGAAAGCAUGUCCAAUCAUUCUAAGAAAGAAAUGCCAUACUUGUACAGCCAAUUUCUUUUCUACAAUCCAUAUUUUGUAACACUAAGUAUUUUCAUUCUUUGUCCUGCACCUUUAUGUAUUAGCAGUAUCAGAUAGAAUCCAUUCCAUGCUUGUGAUAAUUGUAAGCGGAAUAAAUGUCUAAAGUAGGUGUAAAUAGUAAAUUCUAUGGCUUACAGUUUAAAAAAGGAAAACCAGAACAAACAUGUAUCUGAUUGAUACUGCCAUGGUUCAACACCGGGCCUGGAGAUAUUCUCUAGUGAGCGAUUGUAUUUUUGUUUUUUUGCUUUAUUAUUAUUAUUUUUUUUUUUGUAACAUGGCUUUGUAAAUAAAAUAAUUUAUAUGUUUGUAAGAAA